CUUACCCGUACCGGUAGGUGUUUUCUUAGGAAGGGCCUCAUCAUCUUCGUUAAGUAGAGCAACUUCUUGAGAGAUGGUGAGCUGAAAUCCAUAGCUCGAGGAGAUAGCUUCAGCAACCACAGCGACAGCGUCCUUCGAACACGGUAACGUACUCGUACCGGAACACAAUUGAAUCGAACUUUAGCCACAGAGGACACGGGCAGAGAAAGUCUAAGCAAAAAAGAAGAGGAACAAAGACACAAGCAAUCAUCCAUCUUUCGUGAAAGACCACAGGCGAGAUACCGUACCGUAGCGUACCUUUGAAUAUUCAGCAUGACGAACACUCCAGACGAUCAAGAUCAACCAAAAGCAGCGUUUGUCGAAAGCGACGACGAGGAAGGGGAGGAGGAAGACGACGACGAUGAUGACGAGGAGGAAGACGAAGAGGAGGAGGAAGAUUCCAGCGAUGAGGACGACGAGGACUUUUCGGACGUUUCGGAAGACGAAGAGGACGACGACGACGAGGACGACGACCACUUGUUUACCCUGGAUCACUACGACGAGGAAAACCUGCCGGAAUACGCCUGUCGUUACUGCGGCAUCCACGAUCCGGCUUGCGUGGCCCACUGCGUGGAGACGAAGAAGUGGUUUUGCAAUGCCUGCGUGGGAAGCGGUGGUUCGCACCUCGUUCACCACCUGGUGCGCUCGCGUUCCCACCAGGUGCAGCUGCACCCGGAGUCCCCCCUCGGCGACACCGUUCUGGAGUGCUACAACUGCACGUCCAAGAACGUUUUCGUUCUGGGCUUUGUUCCGGCGAGUUCCUCCAGCGUCGUCGUCCUCCUCUGCCGCGUUUGUGUAGAAACGGUUCCCGCCCUCAAGGACAUGGACUGGGAACUCGCGCAGUGGCAUCCGCUGAUCCAGGACCGAAAGUUCCUUCCGUGGUUGAUCAAGGUGCCCUCGGACAAGUUGCUCUUGCGAUCCCGUGACAUUACUCAGUCCCAGAUGGCCAAGCUCGAAGAACUGUGGAAAAACGAACCGGAAGCGAACUUUGCGGACCUCGAUCGCCCAGACAUCAUCGAGGACGAAGAAAUGCAACCCACGCUCCUCCAAUACGAGGACGGGUUCCAUUACCAGAACGUUUUGGCGCCGCUCGUCAAGAUAGAAGCCGAUUACGAUCGACAGAUGAAAGAAUCUCUGACUGAGGAACACAUCUCGGUCCGGUGGGACAAGUCGUUGGCGGGAAAGAACGUCGCGACCUUUACGUUUCAUCGAUUGGCCGUGGAGCAAUCUAGAAUCAUGGUGGGUGACGAGCUGCGCUUGAAACUGGGCGAUGGUGCCCAGUACCUGUACAACAAGCCCUGGGAGGGCAUCGGAUACGUCAAGGGAAUCAGCGACGGAGAGGUCGAACUCGAGUUGCGGACCUCCGGCAACGUCCCCGACUCGAUUCACGACGACUACGUCGUGGAGUACAUUUGGAAAUCCACUUCCUUUGACCGCAUGCAAAACGCCCUGAAAACCUUUGCGAUCGACGACACCAGCGUUACCGGAUACAUUUACCACAAGCUGCUGGGUCACCCCGUCGAAGAGCAGGUCAUUGCCACCGCGAAGCUUCCGGCCACGGAGAAAGAUUACGCCGUCCCUGGAUUGCCCUCCCUGAACGAGUCACAGAUCGAGGCCGUAGCUACCGUCUUGGAGCGUCCGAUGAGUUUGAUUCAGGGCCCUCCUGGGACCGGAAAGACGGUCACCUCGGCCACCCUGGUCUACCAUCUGACCAAGCAGAACAUGGGCCAGGUAUUGGUUACGGCUCCCUCGAACGUUGCGGUCGAUCAGCUCACGGAGAAGAUUGCUGCCACUGGUUUGCGUGUCGUUCGAUUGGCGUCCAAGACCAGGGAGGCCUCGUCGAGUUCCGUCGACCAUCUCUGCCUGCACGUCAUGGUUCCUCAGGCCGCUGGCGACGAAUUCAACAAGCUCCAGCGCCUGAAAAACGAAAUCGGUGAACUCUCCGAGAGGGACCAGAAGAAAUACCGCUCGCUCAGAAACCGCACGGAGCGCGAGAUUCUCCAGGCCGCGGACGUCAUCUGCUGCACCUGUGUCGGUGCCGCCGAUCCCCGUCUCAAAAACUUCCGGUUCCGCCAGGUUUUGAUCGACGAAGCCACGCAGGCCAUCGAAGCAGAAGCUCUGAUUCCCAUUGCCAACGGCGCCAAGCAAGUAGUUUUCGUCGGAGAUCACUGCCAGCUCGGCCCGGUAGUGAUGUGCAAGGCAGCCGCGAAAGCGGGUCUGACGCAGAGUCUGUUUGAACGCUUGGUCUUGAUCGGAACCCGCCCCAUCCGUUUGCAGGUCCAAUACAGAAUGCAUCCCGCGUUGUCCGAAUUCCCCUCGAACAUGUUCUACGAGGGAAGUUUGCAGAACGGGGUGACCGAAGCCGACCGCCAGCUCUUGAGCCUGCCGGGGUUUGCUGGAAAGGAAGAUUUUGCAUGGCCCGUACCCAGCAAACCAAUGUUUUUCUACUCGGUCAAUGGGAUGGAAGAAAUUUCCGCAUCGGGAACCUCAUACCUGAACCGGACCGAAGCUUCAUACGUCGAAAAAGUGGUAACUCACCUCUUGCGCCUUGGAGUCACGCCUUCCCAAAUCGGUGUGAUUACUCCGUACGAUGGCCAGAAGAAAUACGUUUCGGAACACAUGCGUCGAUCCGGAGGUCUAGCCCACACUCUGUACGAAGCUAUCGAAGUUGCAUCCGUCGAUGCCUUUCAGGGGCGUGAGAAGGAUUUCAUCCUUGUGACGUGUGUCCGUUCCAGCGAGACACAGGGCAUUGGUUUCCUUUCCGAUCCUAGACGUCUGAAUGUGGCACUUACACGUGCUAGAUUGGGAGUGAUUCUCAUUGGAAACCCACGAGUUUUGAGCAAAAAUGCGCUGUGGGCUGCUCUGCUGUUGCACUUCAAGGAAUAUGAUUGCUUGGUAGAGGGACCCUUGAACAAUCUCCAGCCGAGUUACAUGACCUUUGCUCGUCCUCGUCGCAACCCAGCCGGCGACUCUCGUUACGCCUUCACGGCUCUGGCCCGCGGUGGAUGGGAUGGUCGAUGGGACGAUCGUCGUGGUACCCAAACCGCUCCCGGAUUCAAAGUCGGUCGCCGGGGCUAUGGCAAAGACAAACAGAGCGAUUCGAGAUUCGAUGCGCGCUAUGGAUCCUACGAAUACGACGGUGAGUCUACCAAUGGCAUGAACAACGGAGGUUCGAAUGGUCUUCCGAUUCCAAAUUUUGCUCCUCUUCCCAGCUAUGCUGGCGGAGAUGAUGCCAGUAGCGUAGGUGGUGAUAGUUCCUAUGGAGGAUCUCAGUUUGGAGGAAGUCGCGCAGGUAUGUGGUCCCAGAAGGGCGGAAUCAACGGUGGAUCCCACGAGAAGGACGGGCCGGGACUUGGAUAUUUUGUUGGUAGCAAUGGCAAUUAUUUCAGCGAUCACGGAAAACCCUAGGUGCAGUGGAGGAAAAAACGUAUCAAGUAAUGGUGUUUGCUUACACUCUGAUGCGCCUUUCCCGACGAUAAUCACUGGGAUAUUCACAAGUUCUUCCAACUCCAAGAGCUUCCAAUCAUGUCGGAUACAAAACGAAUUCAUGGGUUGUCAUUGCAGAAAAAUCAAUAGAAUUACGAUCUUCAUUCUUGAAGCCACGAUGUAAUCGAUUUCAAUUGUCUCAGGUCCCCAGAGAAACUUCGUAUUUCGAUCGAAGGAGCAACGGAGAUUCUUUUCCCACCAUGGAUGAAGUUCUAUCAUUGCGAUGAAACAUCUCAUCAGUGACUCAAGAGAGCACGAGCGGCAGACUGUCAACAGUACGGAACUUGAACAGAUAUGAUUUUCAACUUCCUAUCAGGUUGCUGCUACUCUUUCUUCUGGUUACAGAUCGGAAUAUUGAUCACAAAAGCUUGAAGCAAAACUGGCAUAUUCAAUACGGAAUAAGCUAUUUGUUUCACUACGUGAUGAAGUUUAAACGUACAUUAGCGAUGACUUUGAUUUA
Pseudo-nitzschia multistriata is the source of this 3985-nucleotide messenger RNA. Lineage: Eukaryota; Bacillariophyta; Bacillariophyceae; Bacillariales; Bacillariaceae. The record is from the annotation of a GenBank genome assembly.